Felis catus (domestic cat) is the source of this 2821-nucleotide messenger RNA. RefSeq names its product brain expressed X-linked 4 (gene BEX4). Gene Ontology annotation, cellular component: nucleus; cytoplasm. The record is from RefSeq and is a predicted model, not a curated record. Lineage: Eukaryota; Metazoa; Chordata; Mammalia; Carnivora; Felidae. The transcript has a single exon.
CCCAAUCUGUAGCUUGUCUUUUCAUCCUCUUAAUAGGAUCUUUUGCAGAGCAAAAGAUUUAACAUUUGAUGAAGUCCAAUGAUUCAAUAAUUUCUUCUUAUGAGUUGUGCUUUUGGUGUCAUCUAACAACACUUCACCUAUCCCUGGAUACUAAAGAUUUUCUAAUAGUUUUAUACUUUCAUUUUAAUCAUUUAAGUCUGUGAUCCAUGUUUAGUUUCUUCAGCACUAUUUGUUGAAAAAGGCUGUCUUUUCUUCUUUUCUCCAUUGAAGUGCUCUUAUAGUUUCGAAAAAAAAUCACCUGGGUUUGUUUGUGUGUAUCUAUUCCUGGGCUCUUUACUCUGUUCCACUGAUAUGGGUGUCUCUUUUUUCAUUAAUAACAUACUGUCUUGAUUACUGUAGCUAUAUGGUAAGCCUUAAUAUUAAGUAGACAGAUUCUUCUUCCCACUUUAUUCUUUUUUCUCAAGGUAGUUUUAGGUAUUCUAGUGCCCAUUUUAUAUAAAUUUUAUAAUUAGUUUGUGUCAAUAAGUCCUUGCUGGAAUUUUAAUUGGAAUUAAUCAAACCUACAGAUCAAUUUGGGAGAAUUGACGUAUUUUCUAUGUAGAGUCUUCCAAUGCAUGAGCAUGGUGUAGCACUCCAUUAUUUAGGUUUUUCUACCCAGAAUAGUCUCUUUUGUGUUUUCCUUGUUUUGGUGUCAGAUGAGACUACAUACAGUAAUCUGAAUUUCAAAGUUUAGGCUUGCUGAGAAUGAUUAAAUUCAUUACUAUUCAUUCACUAUUUAUUUACUUAUUCAUUCAUUCAUUCAUUCACAAUGCAGAUAUAUUUAUCUUGCUCCAUUGCAAUUGAUAGAUACCAUUUUAUUUGCAGUAUUAAUAUUGAUUUUAAAAGUUAUAACCCUAUAAACAAAUGAGAAAUUGUACUAAGGAAAGGACAUUAAUGUUGUACACUAAGGAAUUUUUGUAAUGAUAUUUACUGUAAAGAUUUCUGUCUUUGGUACUAAAUAAAUAUGAUGGGAUGAGGGAGGGAUUCCUGACUAAAGGAAUAGGAUUUAGCAGAGGGAGGGUAUAAUCUUUGAAAAUUUUCUUAUUUGGCAAUUUUAACCCCAGUAUCAAGAGAAAGAGAGGGUAUGAAGAGAGUCAACUUAGGAGGUAGGACUAAGUGAUUACAUAUUUAGGAAAGAGUAGAAAUAAAAGGGCUGUACUGGAGAUAUCCCAUUAAUGGAGUAAUGCAAACAUUUAGGUAAGUUUUUAACUCUUCCUUGAAAUAGGAAUAUCAAUUUUUCUUGAGUUUUCUUGAGUCAUUUAUUCAUUCAACAAGUAUUUAUGGAGCCCCUACAGUUUUCCCUGUAUUUUGCUGGGGUCUGGCAACAUAUAGCUGUUAAAAGACAGGAUCCCAAGACCCAGCAGUUGGUCGCUCCCUUGCUCCCUUUGUGUGGUACCCGCUUCCAGUGGCCCUGAAGGUUUGUGGGCCAGGGGUGGCCCCAAAGAUUAGGAAGUGAAGGGGGAACAGGUGUUCAGGUCUAACUGCUUGGCGGCACACUUGCAGUGAGCCUUGGAAUGAGGAGGAAACUGCAAGGAUAGACCCAGGAGCAAUGGCAUCCAAAGAGAAACAAGCGGUGAAAAAUCUCAACAUAGAAAAUGCCCAGCAGGAAAAUGAAAGAGAACAGGGCCCUGUGCAGAAUGGAGAGGAAUCACUCAAUUCGAGAGGGAGUGAAAGCCAGAAGCCUGGAGGAAAUGUUAGCCUGGGGCCAAUGAGAUGACUUGUCCCUAAUUUUCAGUGGAACAUACCUAACAGGCAUAUUGAUCACAAUCAAGAGGGAGAUGGUGUAGAAAAGUUCAUACAGCAGAUGAUGGAAAUCAAGAGAAAGACUAAGGAGCAGCAAAUGAGGCAUCAUAAGUGCUUCCAAACUCCUGAACCUGAUAAUCAUGACUUUUGCCUUAUACCUUGAAUCCUAAGGUUUUCACUGAGGUUAAUAAUGUGGCCUCUGCUCUACAAGCUUGUAGUUUUGUGAUUUCAUUUUUCUGUAAACCUUUUGAUGUUUCUACUUACCAAUUUAUAAUUAAAUAUUGUUUUGUCUCAGUAUGAAACUUUCUGUCCAGUAGGGCAAUUUCACUUAAUUUUAGGAAAAACUAUCCUUUUCACAAUAUUAAAUUAAUAAAGUGGUUUAAAAGCAAAAAAAAAGUAUCCCUGAGUUCAUGGAAUUUAAAAUGUGAUAUGACAAGUAAUAUAGCAAUAACAGCAUCUAUAUAGAUUUAUUUCAGCAAGUAAAUGGCAUGAUAAAUUUAUUAUUUGAAUAGGCCUAUUUAUGGUAUUAGUAGUAAGUACAAAAAGGAAUAUCAACCUUGUAUAUCAGUUUUUAAGUUACAAGGAUAUUUCUGGUUUUACUAUUUUUUAAGGUUUUGGAUUUCUACAUGUAUUGACUUGAUUGUCAAAUUAAUUAAUUAUGACUUACAUAGGUGUUUUCUGACCAUCAGUACACAGCAUUUUAAGUAUAUUUAGUGAAUUGGUAAUAUAUGUCAAAAGGAAAGGCAUAUACAACCUUUGAUAUGAGAAAUCGACAUUAAUAAAUGGCUGAUAAUGUUAAAAAUAUGAGUUGCAUUGUAUUUUCCUCUUUAUUCAAAAAAGAUCAGGGAGUCUAUAGAAACCUGUGUAAUGUUCAUAUUUAAAUAGAUAUCCUGGAAAGCAAAACAAGUAUGCUUCCUGACAUGUUACAGUUGAAACCCACUUUAUCUUUUUAAAAAUUUUUAAAAUGUUUAUUUAUUUUUGAUAGACAGGUGGGGAGGGGGAGACACAGAAUCUGAAGCAGGCUCCAGGUUCUGAGCUG